Molecule: messenger RNA, 1723 nt
Organism: Ostrinia furnacalis (Asian corn borer)
Lineage: Eukaryota; Metazoa; Arthropoda; Insecta; Lepidoptera; Crambidae
Product: pancreatic triacylglycerol lipase
Exons: 11
Coding region: 141-1553 (470 amino acids)
Biological process (GO): lipid catabolic process
Molecular function (GO): lipase activity
Source: RefSeq, a predicted model, not a curated record
GCGGGUUGACCUUAUGCGGGUGCACGGAUCGUUUAGUCAUUGUCAAGCGAUUUGCAGGGUGAGCCGUAAAUCACGAAGCUCGAGUGACAAUUAAUUAAAUAAAUUAAAUUUUAUUUAGUUUACUCAAUUGUACUAGUAACAUGGCAGUGAUAAAUCGUCUGUUCUGUGCAGUUCAAAUUGUUUGUGUGCUGCAUCUCAGCAGCGCUCACCGGUUGUGGAUGACUACGGACGAGUUGGAGAACCACAUCAGCCCCGAUGACCUGCGGGAGUUCAUGCACAUGCACGAUAACACUACAUCCAGACCGAACAUAGCCGGCUCCGGAGAUCCUGAGAAUCUACUAGAUAAGACAGUGCCUGACAUCGUGGACUGCUUCGGCCUCGGCUCCAUCACCCGCCAGCUCACCACGUGGCUUCUGAACAUGAGGCCAGAUCCUUCGCACAAAAUCAACACGCACUUCUACUUCUCAUCGCGGCAGAUACCCUAUAGAGUACAGGUGAUGCCUGGUGACCAGUUUGGUUUGGAGUGGGUGGACUUUAAGCCUACCAGGAAGACCGUGAUAAUUGUUCACGGAUUUAUGAGUCAUAGCAACGCUUCGUGGGUCCAUGAUAUGACGAGAGCUUUCCUACAAUGGGCAGAUGUCAACGUGAUAGCCGUGGAUUGGAGUGAAGGAGGAAAUACGUGGAAGUACUGGAGAGCUGUUGCCAAUACUCGACGAGUUGGGUCAGAUGUCACAAAUUUCUUGCGGCAGUUGAAAGCAGCAUCUGGAUGCCGCUUUAAAGACUUCCAUUUUGUUGGACACAGCCUAGGUGCUCAUAUAUGCUCCUUCGCCUCGUAUCUCUUAGGAGGAGUGGAGAGAAUCACUGGUCUAGAUCCCGCUCAGCCAUGCUUCCGCACAGCGAAUCGAUCAGAACGGUUGGACAAGAUUGACGCCGAUUUUGUUGACGUCAUUCAUACGAACGGGAGGUUACUGCAGAAAGUUGGGUUUGGUUUGCCGGAACCAACAGGACAUGCAGAUUUUUAUCCCAACGGAGGUAUGAAGCAACCCGGUUGCUACAAUGAAUCAAGAUCGGAUUGGUUAAGUUCACUACCUUUUUCACCUAUAAAAUUGCAACAAGCGAUCUGUAGUCAUGGUCGGGCAUAUCUUUUGUUCACGGAGUCCUUGAUCAAUAGUAACUGUUCCUUCAGAGCUCAUCGAUGGAACUUGACUUAUGAAAGUGUGAACUCCAGUCUGGUAGCAGCGUGCGACCGACAGGCGUCAUGCUCAGAGAUGGGCAUCAACGCGGUAGGAGGAUCUGGCAGGCUGCGGGCAGCUGGGACUUACUUCGUGCUCACUACGGACAAGGAGCCCUACUGCCCGACUGAAUGGGAGAGGCGUCAUCCGCAACCGGAUCUCCUAUGGGACCUUUUGAAAGGGUUCCGUCUGGACAGAUUCCUCCGUGCUACAACCACAGAGGUUGCUCAAACUGCGGCCUACGCGGAUCCUCUGGAGACAGACGAUGACGUCACGACCACCACCACGCAAAAAAGUUGGUUCAGGCGGUGGGUGGGUUAACUUAUCCAGCCAGUGUUAUAUGUUACUUACUCGACGGGAUUUUUGAAUAAAACUGUUGCAAAACUACGAGGCCGAAAUGCUGUUCGAAAUUUUAAAAUAUUUCGACUGUCAUUUGUUUCGAAUACUAAUCAUUAAUUAAAUAAUACACAGCGAAAACAAUGCGAAACGUC